Molecule: messenger RNA, 1757 nt
Organism: Cajanus cajan (pigeon pea)
Lineage: Eukaryota; Viridiplantae; Streptophyta; Magnoliopsida; Fabales; Fabaceae
Product: 3,9-dihydroxypterocarpan 6A-monooxygenase
Molecular function (GO): monooxygenase activity; iron ion binding; oxidoreductase activity, acting on paired donors, with incorporation or reduction of molecular oxygen
Source: RefSeq, a predicted model, not a curated record
AAGACUAAGACUUCAUCAAUCGUUCCUAAUAUCGCAUCCCAGCGAUGGCCGAAACGCAAGACUACCUCCAACUUUUCCUCCUCUGCCUACUCUCCACCAUCGCGGUGGGAACCAUCAUAUCGAAAACGCUGCGAAAACGACGUCGUCCACCGGGGCCACAGUCCCUCCCAAUCAUAGGUCACCUGCACCUGAUCUCCGCCCUGCCACACCAGUCCUUCCACGCGCUCGCCACGCGCUACGGCCCCCUCAUGCAGCUCUUUCUGGGGUCGGUCCCGUGCGUCGUCGUUUCGUCCCCGGAAGUGGCGAAAGAGUUCCUGAAGACGCACGAGGCCCGGUUCUCGAACCGGUUCGUGAGCGCCGCGGUGCACCAGUUGUCGUACGGCUCCAAGGGGUUCCUCUUCGCGCCCUACGGAACCUUCUGGAGGUUCGCCAAGAGAAUUUGCAUGUCGCAGCUUCUCGGUGCUCGAACCCUCGGCCAGUUGCGCCACGUUAGGGAACAAGAGACUCUCAGGUUUUUGCGCGUGAUGAAAGCAAAAGGGGAGGCAAGAGAGGCCGUUGACGUUGGAGGGGAACUAUUGACUUUGACCAACAACGUUAUAACGAGGAUGGUUUUGGGUCGAACGUGUUGCGAGAGCGAUGCUGACGUGGAGGGUGUGAGGAAGAUGGUGGAGGACACUGCUGAGCUGGCAGGGUUGUUUAACGUGGCGGAUUUUGUUUGGUUUUGCAAGGGUUUGGAUUUGCAUGGGAUGAAUAAGAGGGUUGGGGAAAUUAUGAAUAGGUUUGAUGGCAUUAUGGAGAGGGUGAUAAGGGAGCACGAGGAGGAAAGGAAGAGAAAGAAGGAAGAAGGAGUAGAAGGUGAGAAGAUCGGGGAUUUGCUUGAUAUUUUGUUAGACAUUCAUGAAGAUGAGAGCAACGAGAUGAAAUUCACUAGAGACAAUGUCAAGGCUUUCAUCAUGGACAUAUUUAUGGCGGGAACCGACACAUCAGCAAUAACCAUGGAGUGGGCAAUAUCCGAGUUAAUCAACAACCCGCAGGUGAUGGAGAAAGCAAGACAAGAGAUCGAUUCAGCAACAGAAAACAACAGUCGAUUAAUACAAGAAUCAGAUCUUGGCAACCUUCCAUACCUGCGAGCCAUAGUGAAAGAGACCCUAAGGAUCCACCCCACAUCACCAUUCAUAGGAAGAGAAUCAUCCGAAAACUCCAACGUUUGCGGGUACGACAUUCCAGCAAAGACCGUGUUGUUCGUUAACCUGUGGUCCAUGGGAAGGGACCCUAAGCAGUGGGAGAGUCCACUUGAGUUCAGGCCAGAGAGGUUUAUGAUGGAUGAUGAUGAUGAUGAUGAGUUUGAUGUGAGGGGACAUAAUAUGCAACUAAUGCCGUUUGGGACAGGGAGAAGAGUGUGCCCUGGUGCUUCACUUGCACUUCAGGUUGUGCCCACAAACCUUGCUGCUAUGAUUCAAUGCUUUGAAUGGAAGGUCAAUGGGAGGGUUAGCAUGGAAGAGAAACCAGGCAUGACUAUUCCUAAGGCUCAUCCUUUGCUUUGUGUCCCCGUGCCUCGCUUCUCGCUCCCCUUCUAGGGUUUAAGGAUUCAUAAUUACGGGCUUAAAUAUAAUUUUUUUUUUGUAUGUAGUAUUUUAAUUUGUUAAGUAGUCUUUAUACGAUAUCUGCUUUAUUAUUAUAUUUUUUUUAUUUUGAUGUUUGUUAUUUUAUUUUAGUUCUUUUUAAUAUGUUAUUAUGAAGUUGGCUGUUAGUUUCUA